AUGACGACGUCAAGGCCUCGCACUGAGCCUUUCUGGCUUGGGUACGUAUUGGAUGCCCUGCUCGCCCGUCAUGGUGAAGCAACAACUUACACCAAGUUGUCUAUUCAGCGGCGCGGCGGCAUGUAUGGCCGUCUGUUUCAUCGCAUGCAGGUCCUCAAGUCCAGCAACUCCAUGUUGAGCACAAUGUACAGAUUUGGGCUCCGAGACGGUAUUCCCUCAUUAUGGGGCGGCCUAUCGGCGUCUAUUCUGCGACAAGGCACAUACUCAACUGCCCGAUUUGGAUUGCACAAUCAUCUUUCCUCACAAUUGCUCCAGACGUCCGGUAGAGACAGGCUUCCGGCAUCAUGGAAUAUUGCUUGCGCGGGGGUUUCCGGUGGAAUUGCCGGGCUGAUUGGCAAUCCUACUGAGGUUGUUCUUGUCCGUAUGUGCGCCGAUGGAGCAAAGCCUGCAAAGGACAGGUUCCGAUACUCGAAUCCAUUAGUUGGUCUGUGGCGGGUUUGGAAAGAAGAGGGGGCGAAGGCGUUUGGUCGUGGGAUUGGACCGAAUGUCACGAGAAGUGUUCUCAUGAAUCGCAUCGUAGGUCAUUACGGAAACGGGCUCGGCGGCGCCACGCAGGCAGGGCUAACAUUUCCCAACAGCUAUGCGUCCGCAAAGCAGUCUCUGCUGGCAUCGAAUAACAUGUCGGAUAAUAUCACCACCCACGCCCUCGCUUCGUUAAUGGCAGGAACAGGCCUGUUGCAAAUCGUUAGAAAUGGGUUACGGGAUGAAGGGCCGCGCUUCUUAAUGAAGGGCUGGACACCAGCCUGGCUGAGACUAACACCACAUACUGUUCUGACAUUCGUCUUCAUGGAGCAGCUGAGGCGACUCUCGCAGUUGACUGUCUCACAGCAGCAGCGGGAUACUGCCAAGAUGUAA
Molecule: messenger RNA, 915 nt
Organism: Metarhizium brunneum ARSEF 3297
Lineage: Eukaryota; Fungi; Ascomycota; Sordariomycetes; Hypocreales; Clavicipitaceae
Source: RefSeq, a predicted model, not a curated record